CAGAGGGGCACAUUAAAAAUAGUCAAAAAUGAUAUUUAAGCAUUCAAAACCUUUAUUUUGGCUAAAAGUCUCAUAUUUGGAAGAACUACAUUGAUUGAAGCAAUGAGACUUACCACAUUUGUCUUUUUUUGCACAAUCACUUUUUUUUAUUUUGAAAGUACAGUACAGUGAGAAUGAUCUUUAUAUUUAGCUUUUAUUGCACAAUUAAACUAUUAUACAAUGUAACAUUCUGGGUUCCUUUUGUGUACAAUGAGAUAUUGUUUGAACAAAAAAUUGGUAAGAAUUGUUCUGUCGUUCAUCGUUAUAAAUUGAUCAUUUUAAUAUUAAUUUGACACAGGGGCCACAGCAGGGGCCGAGGGCUUCUCCACAGGGGCAGUGGCCCCUGGAGGCCCCUGGGUAGAACCGCCACUGCAUCAAAGGGUUAAUAUACAACGUGACACAUGUAAACAACAUCAGUCCAGUGACAGCCUCAGUGAUCCUCCUCCUGCUCCUCCUGCUCCUCCUGCUCCUCCUCUCUGAGUCUAGCUCACUGCGUGCUAACCGGCUGCAGCUAGCUAAACUAGUCACUACUCUCCGGAGGUAAAAGUGAGGCAGCUAUGAACCGACCAGGUUUUGGUGGAGCGUCAUCAUCUAUGAGCUUCUCCUCGAGGGUAACAGAAAAUGGAUGUUCAGCCUCAGAUCUAACAGACGAGGACAUCGACAAUCUACGCUAUGAACUUGCAAAGAUGGAGGAUGAAAUUCAGACCCUGCGGCAGGUGCUUUUGGUCAGAGAAAAAUAUGCAGCAGACAUCAGGAGGCAGCUGGGCAUGAGCCCUCUCAGUAACAUCAAACAGAGCCUGUCUAAAGGCUGGCAAGACGUCCAGACCUCAGGCCCAUAUCUCACAGCCUCCGCCACUUUGGAUGACAUCAGCCACAGCAACGUAUAUUUGAGGACACGGGACAGUCUCUCUCAUGCAGGGCAGGUGACAUCGUCUGCACUGUCCAAUAUGGGCGUGACCAUCACCAGGAGACUGGGAGAGAUGAGAGCUCUGCCUCUCCCAAGCCCACCACGCACGCUGAGCCACACCAUGAGUGUACCGACAAUGAGACAUUCCUCCACAUUCAAGUCUUUUGAGGAAAUGGUCGGAAAUGUGAAGGACAAAGUGACUGGCAGCCUGACAAAUAAUGGAGACACCGCUGGGUUUGAAAGAAGAUCGUCACGCACAUGAGAAAGACCCUUCUGACAUACCAAAGAUUUUUUUUUCAUAUCUUGUUAAGUUAUGAAAUAAUGUUGUUUUGCUCCCUUGUGCAUGUGAAUGUGUCCACUGUCAUUUAUUGUAGAAAUACAAUAUAACUAAUAGAAUGUAUUACAUUUUCAUAGUCUUUUAAUAUGUAA
Molecule: messenger RNA, 1375 nt
Organism: Centropristis striata (black sea bass)
Lineage: Eukaryota; Metazoa; Chordata; Actinopteri; Perciformes; Serranidae
Product: tumor protein D54-like
Exons: 9
Coding region: 597-1208 (203 amino acids)
Cellular component (GO): cytoplasm
Source: RefSeq, a predicted model, not a curated record